AUGAAAGUGCUGCUGCUCAACGAGGCCUCGCUGAGCGACAUGGAGGUGCUCGAGCUCAUGCAGGAGCGCAAAGACCAGCGGCUGCACAAACAAGCGACGGUCGAGUACGCCGAGCGCAAUUGGAUGGACCACAAAGUGCUCAAGUUCCUGACACAGAGUCACUCGCGCUGCUCGACACUGAGCGCCCGUUGCAUUCAGGACUUCCUCACGGAGCUCGCGCAGGCGGACAUGCCGCCGUUGACGUCGGCCGAGAAGCUGCAGUUCAUGAACCACAUUCCCGUGGAGCUCGUGGACGUCCAUUUGAUCGUUGACGACUGCGCUGGACGCUAUUCCGAGACGCAGGUGGACAACCUCAUCCACAUUGUCGAACGGACGCUGGCAGCGGAGCUGAUCCAGCAGCAGCGACGGACUGCUGAGACGACGUCGAUGGAAGACGCAGAUCAGGAGGCAGAUGAGAAACAGCUGAUGGACGCAGAUCGCUCGUGA
Messenger RNA from Hyaloperonospora brassicae, 486 nucleotides. Lineage: Eukaryota; Oomycota; Peronosporomycetes; Peronosporales; Peronosporaceae. The record is from the annotation of a GenBank genome assembly.